AUGACUGCGCCGAGGAGCGUCUUGGUCGCGGAGACGCUGCCCAAGUUCCUCCUACCCCGUCUGAGCUGGAGGGCGUCAUCAGCCACCGGUGCCAUCUCUCAUGAUUUGCGCGCACGAUCCGGGACAGCGGCGGGAGCAGCUAUAGCGACUCGGCGGCACUCUACAUGGCCGUGUACGGGACGGCGAGCGACCUGGAGCCCCAUCCUGUCGCGGGCCGCGUUUCACACGACGCCCACUCUACGGCGCGAUCACCACUUUGACACGCUCAAGUUCGUGCAGCGUCUCCAGGACGAGGGCUUCACCGAAGAGCAAGCGGCGGCCAUGAUGAAGGUUCUCAACGAUGUGAUUGAGGAGAGCAUCGACGAGCAGUAG
Geosmithia morbida is the source of this 372-nucleotide messenger RNA. Its product is annotated as Protein of unknown function (DUF1640). Gene Ontology annotation, cellular component: mitochondrion. The transcript is spliced from 2 exons. The record is from RefSeq and is a predicted model, not a curated record. NCBI's taxonomy places the organism in Eukaryota, Fungi, Ascomycota, Sordariomycetes, Hypocreales, Bionectriaceae. Bases 1 to 372 code for a protein of 123 amino acids.